AAUGCAGCAAUCAAUUUCAUGCAUGAUGAUGCGCUUGUCGGACGUGUCGAUGAGACGCGACCCGCGAUUGCUGCCUGCAAAGUCCCAAACUGAUCGCCCUGUCUUCACCGACGACCACACCUCAGAGUAUCCAACACCAUUUUAUUGACAACACCCAUUUUAUUCAUUGAAUCAAGCAGCUUCAGUACUCGCGCCGGCGUAGCUUGUCGCAGUGAUUGCAAGUUUCCUGAAACGUCCUUUCGCGUGUUUCUUUAUCGCGUCCGACAUUGAUUCAGCAACCGCUGCAGCAACACACAAACAAAAGAGCCAAUUCACCAGAAGCUCAUAUAUCAGCGACGCUGGUCUGUUCCAUCAUUUUCAGCAUUAUCUCUCAUUCCAUCAAUCAGUUUGACUCAAGACUCACUCAGCCAUUCACAAUAUGUCAGCUCCACAGCGUGGAGAUAGAGGAGGCGGUCGAGGUGGCCGAGGCGGCAGAGGAGACAGCCGUGGAGGCUACUCUAACCGUGGUGAAUCCUCUGGCGGCAGCAGCCGUGGAGGCGGUGCUCCCAGAGGCGAUCGUGGUGGUGGCUCUUCUAGAGGAGAUCGUGGUGGUAGUGCCCCCAGAGGAGACCGUGGUGGUGGCUCAUUCCGCGGCGACCGUGGUGGAUUCCGAGGCGAUCGCGGCGGCGGUUCUUAUCGAGGCGACCGUGGUGGCUUCCAAAGCGAUCGUGGUGGUCGAGGUGGUGGUGCUGGCCGUGGACGUGGAGGAAGCUUCCAGGUCCCAUACCACUCUGGCCCUCCUAGCAACAGCAUUUUCCUCGAAGGCAAUGUCCCUCAGCCGGAUCAGGCAGUCCAAGCUCUCGAAGACAUUCGUGUUAAGAGCACUGCUGGCCAAAUCAUUGACGACCAGUUCCCCGGACGUCCUGGCCAUGGUACCAAAGGUCUACCGAUCGUGCUGCGUGCCAACUAUUUACGCCUGACUACCGCUUUUGAGACAGGCAAGCAAGAGGUGCCUCUAUUCCGCUAUGCUGUCGGCACCGUUGGCGGUGAGAAGCUCAGCAAGCCAAAGAUGCGUCUCUUCGUGUCGAACAUUCUCAAAGACCCAUGCUUCAAUGGCAUGCAGGUUGCGACCGACUACUCGAGCAUCAUCGUGACAACCAAGAAGGUUGACCUAGGCCCUGCCGAUCGCAAGCAAGGCAAGGUCGAACUCAUCGACCCUGACCUACCUGCUUUCACGGGACCCGACAAUGCCCAAGCUCAGGAAGCCAAAAGCCGUCGUACAAAGCCAUUCGAGCUGCAAAAGACUGGGGAAUUCAGUUUGGCCGAGCUCGUCCGUGCCCUUCAAGCAGUCAAAUCCGGCUCCUUGUUCGAAGGCAAAGCUGAUCUUGUGCAACUACUUAAUAUCAUCAUCGGCAAGACUCCCAACGAGAGCGCUAACGUCUACUCUUUGGGCCAAAACAAGUAUUACCCUGGCGUCGGCUCACCAUUGAUCGAGCACGCUGAAAUUGGCGGUGGCCUCGAAGCACUCCGUGGAUACUAUGCUAGUGUUCGCACCUCUUCGAACAGAAUCUUGGUCAACCUCAACGUCGCGAGUGCGGCGUUUUACAAAUCAGCACCGCUCAUGAACCUGAUUGUCGAGUACGUCGGUGGUUAUUCUGGUCAGCCUUCAAGACCACAAGACGUAGUUAGAGCCGAAGCAUUCAUUCGCAUGCUUCGCGUUCGAACCGACUAUCUCAAAGCUCUUGACGCAAGUGGCAAGCCAAAGAAAGAUGGUCAAGGAAAGCCUCAGACUGUUCCCAGCUUCAAAAGCAUCUUUGGCUUGGCCCUUAGGCCUAGGAACGGUAGCGCCAAACAGGUCAAGUUUUCGUGGACUGACCCGAAGACCCCUCAAGCCGCAGCUCGCGACAUUACUGUGUUCGAUUACUUCAAGUCCCAGCACGGCAUCACUCUCCAGCACCCAGACUUGCCUGUCCUCAAUGUCGGCUCGAGAAACAAUCCCACGUACUUGCCUAUUGAGCUAGCAACAGUUCUUCCUGGACAGCCCGUCAGACGUCUACUCUCUGGUCUUCAGACAACUGCUAUGAUCAACUUCGCGGCAAGGGCCCCCCGUCUCAAUGCAGAGUCUAUCGCUGGAACGCCCGGCAAUGGCCUGAAAACAAUGGGGUUCAACGGCCCAGCCCAGACACUGAACAAUUUCGGUUUCAAUGUGGGUACUGAACUCAUCUCGGUGCCUGGCCGCAUCUUGCCUACACCUAAGGUCUACUACGGAAAUAAGGAGCUGCAAGCUAGAGAAGGAUCUUGGAACCUCAUGAACGUCAAGUUUGCCAAGCCUGGCUCUAUUUCCAAGUGGGCUGCUGUUGUGCUGAACUACAACGAUCAGCGAGGCAAUGCACUGCUGCCCCAAGGUGCUCAGAUGCAAGGCAUGGACGUUCUUGACGACAACGGUAUUCUGGCAGCUCUUGAGCGCCAUCUAGGAGCCUACGGCGUGAGAAUGGGUCCACGCCUGGCCACGCAGCAUCAUACUAUUUCGCGACCCAAUGAGCAGAGCCGCCAGGACAUUGAUGAGAAGCUUGAUGAGAUCCUCUUCAAGGCGUCAAGCCACGAUAUCGAGCUCCUCUUCAUCGUCCUCAAGGAAGCUGACAAAUGGCUCUACAGUCGCAUCAAGUACUACGGUGACGUCAAGCAUGGAGUCCAAACCAUCAACGCCGUCGGUAGCAAGAUCCAGAAACCCAAGGGACAAGACAUGUACCUUGGGAACUUGGCUCUGAAGUUCAACAUCAAGGGUGGUGGCGUCGUUCACACUCAACGUGACAUGGGACCGCUUGAUGGUAAGAACACCUGCAUGCUCGUUGGUAUCGACGUCACGCACCCUUCGCCUGGUUCUGCCGAGGGCAGUCCCAGUAUUGCCGGCGUCGUCGCCAGUGUGAAUGACCAGGUGGCUCAGUGGCCUGGCUCGUUACGCUCUCAGAGGGGUAGAGAGGAGAUGGUUCAAGGUCUCACUGAAAUGAUGAUGGAGCGUUUGGAGCUUUGGCGUAAGCACAACAGAAGCCUGCCCUCCAAAAUCAUCUUUUUCCGUGACGGUGUCUCUGAAGGACAGUACAACCUUGUUCUUCAGCACGAGGUGCCUCCCAUCCACAAGGCCUUCGAGACACUCUACGGCGACCAGAAAAAUUGGCCAAAGAUCACUAUCAUCAUCGUCGGCAAGCGUCACCACACCAGAUUCUAUCCUACCGACAGCAAAUCGAUGGACCAGAGGACUGGCAAUCCUAUGCCAGGAACUGUCGUCGACAGAGGCGUAACUGACCAUUACCUCUGGGACUAUUUCUUGCAGGCUCACAAGGGCUUGCAAGGAACUGCUAGACCUGCCCAUUACGUUGUCAUCAAGGACGAGCUCAACUUCAGCCAGGACAGCCUCGAAUCUUUCACGCUAAAAUUGUGUUACAUGUUCAAUCGCGCCACGAAGGCUGUCUCUAUAUGCCCUCCAGCAUACUACGCCGACCUGAUCUGCGAGAGAGGUCGUAUGUACCUCUACUCGACCUUGAACGAGAACCAAAGCGCGAACGGCUCGGCCUACAACUCGCAGACAGCCGACUGGACCCAAGGAGUUCACCGUAAGCUGACUGAGAAGACUUUCUAUGUUUGAGCUUCUUUGCUGUUUCGAUCUUUUGUUUUUCUUCGGACGCCGGAGUCAUUUCUUGAAUUUUUUCAUAGGAAACCACAGCCACUCUUUUUUAAGCGCAUUCAUUCAUUCAUUGUAUGCUACAUAGCAUGACGCUUUACGGCCAAUCAGUCAGAUAUCAUGAAAUGACAAUUAUUCUCGCAU
Molecule: messenger RNA, 3802 nt
Organism: Aureobasidium pullulans EXF-150
Lineage: Eukaryota; Fungi; Ascomycota; Dothideomycetes; Dothideales; Saccotheciaceae
Product: Piwi-domain-containing protein
Exons: 2
Coding region: 419-3622 (1067 amino acids)
Molecular function (GO): RNA binding; protein binding
Source: RefSeq, a predicted model, not a curated record